GUGACGUAUGGUCAGCACGUGGUCAUUUCGGAAAUGGCCAGUUCAGCUGGCGUCAGGUGCUUCCUGGUUUGAGAAGAACGUUAUCAAUGAAUGGACGUUUCGCAUGUGUGACGCAGACAGGACGGGGAUGCCGGCGGGCUUCGAGUUGCACGGACACGGGCAAUUUCUCAUGGGAAAUUAAAUGGCCAGGCUUCUGCUCAUAAAGCGAAGAGCUACGAGGGUAUAGCGCUUUAGGGAAACGCCCGUCUACCAUGAAAAGCGACGUGACUAUGAAGAGACGCUUGCGAGGCUGGGCGGUCUCUUUUUUACGGUCCGAGUUCCGCAUUGGGUUUCAUGUCUUCUACUAACUGGCUAUAAAAGAAGAUACUCUGCCACAGCGUCCCAGUUGUUACUGUUCUCCCUGUUAAUUUUUUUGGAGACAUUAAAAUGCGCGCUGGGAAUGCGUUAUCAGGUGUUUACAAGGGACUUCGUGACUCGAAAAAUGUACUCUUUCUUGGUUUUUCACUGAACAAACAUGUAGUUUAGGAGUAAAUUAUUUACUCCUACAUUGAAAACUUAGAAGACCAAUAAAUUAAGUGGCUUCAAAAUUUGAGUUAACACUUUGCACUCUGCGGCAUCUCGUUGUAAAAUGUGCGAACAGAAAUCGAUUACAUAAAACAGUCUCACUUUGGAAACGUGUCCUUUUUGGUAUCAUUAGACUUGAUUAUAAAUUCUUACAGCUUACUUGAAGCGUUGAUACCAUAAAUCCUUUAUGUUUGCAGUGGAGUAACUAACAAAAUUUGUUAGACUUGCGUUUAACAAAUGUGCAAAGGGUUAAAAAAUUGAUUCACGCAGCUGCUCCGAAUGACACCGUUUGUUUAUCAUUCCACAAUGGUCCCAAUUAGAGCGUUAACCAAACCGCAGAAAUCCCUUGCCAGGAAGGAAGAACGAGGAAACUAUACAAACCUGUGUCAGUUGUACUCGGAGGGGUACGCACAGGUGUUCUCGCACGACCUGCGUCGCCAAAACCGCACACAAACACGCGUUACGUAAACGUUGGUCACGACGAUCCGCGUUUCGCGAUGGACGGGAGCUGUUGUUGGCUCGUAACUUGGUCAAGGUCGGACCUUGGAGGGCAGAAAGUGCGCCGACCCUGCGCGACCUGCUCGAAAACCGGUGCCGUCGCCCUCCGAGGUUAGGCCCUUCCCACUGUCGCGUACAGAACAGAACAGAACCCUGUCGAACCGGUGUUGUCGAAGAGUUCGCCCCUCCGGGGCUUCGCGCUGUCUUUUAUCUUUUAAAAGCCCCGAAGAGGGAGUGCACACGCGAGAAGCGAAGCAAGGCAAGGAACACGGUUCUUGGUGGGGAGGAGACACCGAUCGUGCAUGCCACCGACCACAGUUUGAAAGCAACCUCCGUCAUGAUCGCGUCAGCUGGCCUCUAGUCGCCCCACCUCUUCGAAAACCAGCCGUCCGCGCGCGUGUUUGGUCUUGCGAGCGGCGGGCAACAAGCUCUCGUGCAGUUUUGCGACAGUCUCCGAUCGCUGUCUCCAGGAUACCUUGACGCGAACACGAGCCCAAUUUCAAAGGAUCGCGGCGAAAGGAUCGAUAACUUCGAAAUCUCGGGACACUUCGUAGGUACUGGAGCACUGCUCCAAACGCUGAGAGGAAUGUCUCCUACGAUCUAGCUAGAUCUGGACAAAAUUCCUACCCGAAUCAAAAUUUCGCGACACGAACACCUUCGGAUGCUUUGUUUGUUUAAUCAAGGCCGCAAUCCGAACGAUAGGAUCCAAAUAUGCUUCGCUCGGAUACCAGAACCUUCUGAGUAGACCGCUGCGCACAGUUUUUAUUCGUCGCCCAUCUCUGGAUGUGACCCAGUUCGAAGAAGAACGGAUGGGAGCGUGGGUCACGUACCGCAGACCCAACGAUCCACUGUAGAUGAUUCACGAAUGAUGUGAGGAUCUCUACGGGGAGGAAAUCGAAGGCGAUCGAUCGCGGCCGACGAACAACGCGACCCUUUGUCCCGAGGAUGCCGGAGUAUCGCAAGAUGAGCAGGAGGAAAGUGUUCCGCGGCCUGGACGGGCCUAAGUGUGAUAGUGCGAUCUUAUGGUCGGUGUUCAUGUGGUGUCUAGUAUUUCUGCUUGGUAACGUCGAGAGUGCACCGCCUGGGAUAUGCGCGAUGGACGGGUGCAACUGCACCGUCAAGGCGCACCGCUGGAUUAACGUCAAGUGUGUCUUCUCCAACGAUCAGGACGUGGAGUUACUGGAGGGAACCAUUCCGUCGGACGUGAUGGAGGUGGAGGUGUCCCACUGCAGGGAGUUGAGGAUCCAGUCUGGAGCGUUCGCGGACGGCGCACCUCUGAAGCGUGUUCACGUGUCGGGGAUUUACAGCCUGGUGGCCAAGAGGCAGGCCUUUCAGAACCUGAGUGCCCCCAACACGCACUUAGAGGUGUCCGAGUGCAACAGCGUAAUCCUCGAGAGUCACGCGUUCAGGAACUCGAGGGGGACGCUGAGCGUGUCGAUAUCGAGAUGCAAACACGUGGGGAUCAAGCCCAACGCUUUCUCGCGAUUGCUUUGGAUAGCAGUCAAGGAGGUGCCCACUCUGGACCUGUCCAGCAACGCGUUCAAGCUCGAAGCUUCUCAGCACGGCCGACAUGGACCAGCGACCAAGAUUAUGUUCCAAAGCGUGAGAAUCACGGAGCUACCGACGGCGGUGUUUCCAUCGGCGAUCGCGGAGGUUCGCAUGGACGAUAUCUGGACGAAAGUGAUCCGCAAGGAUGCCUUCUGCGCCAUGACGAUCUUCAGCGUGACCAUCAGCAACGCGUCCAUCUUGGAGAUCGAGACUGGCGCGUUCAGCGACAGGGCCCUCAUCCAGAGCCUCGAAUUCGUGGAUGUUAGGUUAAAGAGCAUAGAGAGGGGUGCCUUCAAAGCUGGUCACGACAAUCUCACGAUACAAUAUUCGAGACUAUCCGACGUGGAGACCGGUGCCAUCGACAUAUCCGCCGCCACGGUCAGCUUCAAUAACAACGAGUUUCAGAACCUGCACCAGGGCGCGAUCGUUCUGCAUCAGUGGAACCACAUAGCCAUCGACUACAAUCUCUUCGUCGACCUGGCAACCGACGCGAUCAUGGCAGAGGUGGACGCGACCUCUGCUCCCAACUUCGAGUUCUCCUUCACGGGAAAUCACAUCCAAAGAGCACGACCAGGUUCUCUGAAGUUCGCCGCCAUCUCCCAGCGAGUGAACACCGCGCGCGUCGGCAACAAUUACUUCAAAGAGAAGUGCAGCUGCAACCUGGACAGUUGGAUCCGCGAGGUGACGGGCAAGAACAGCUCCGUCUCGUGGAUGAUGGACUCCAGCUAUUGCGUGGUCGACCAACUCCUGGACAGGUGUUUCAACCUCCCACAGGGCUACAUGUCCAUGAGGAACUUCACCAAGGUAAUCUGCACGGCAGGGGAUCACAUCAACUGCGAGAAGCCGUCAGCGAAGCCAGAGCCAAGCGUCAGUCCUCCAAGCGUCGGGCCUCACGUCUAUCCGAGGCGCAAAGGCUACUUCGACCUGGAAAUGAGCGACUCGGAGCAGCUGCAGCGCGAAAAGAGGAUUAUCGUGGUGAUCUGCGUGGUGGCAGUGUUCAUCGUGCUAGUGGUGAUCCUGGCCUCGGGGAUCCUGUAUAUGCGUAGAAGUGGAGUGUGUCCAAAGCUAACGUCGGGUCACUUGAUGAAUCUCACCAGCUGGCUAUCUCCCAGCAGUGGUAUGACCGCGGCCACGUCGGCCAGGUCGAUCUCGAGGCUCAGCGUGCACGAGUACGCAGGUCUUCAGCCAGAAACGAGGAUUCUGGAGGUGGAAACUCAGCCAGAAGCGACGGACGACGAAGAGGGUGCCGAGGGACUUUAUCCUUACACGGAGAACAAGGCCACGCAGACCCUACCCGAGGAACUCACGGAGGAGUACCUGAGGGAUCUCAGAGAGAGGCUGAACGAUCCUGACAAUUACAACCAAGCUAGGGACAUGAUCGAGCACUUGUACGAUCUCAUCAAGGUCGAGGAGAGUUGCAAUAAUAACAAUGACAAACAGCCAACGGAUAGAGAGGAGAACGCCUACGACGUGAUUCGACCUAGAAGAAAGAACAGGGGUCCUCCGAAACCUUCGAUCAGCGUAGGCACCAAAGCUCCAUCGUUAGAGAAAUUGCUACCCAGCGGAAUAGAGCCCAGGCCACCGCUGACGGAGUACACGGAGCCUCGAGACCAAAAACCCAACGAACAAAACUACUUGUACGCGGAACUACCUGGCGACGAGACAGUUCCCAGCACCAGUCGACUUUCCCAACCUAUCCUGGCUACCCUUGCUGGAAGAGCCCCGCAGCCACUACCCCCAGACGUCGUCAACGAUCACCUCAUCAACGCUCACGCAAGCCAAAUAUUCGCCAGCCCUAAGACUGAAAACCACAGACCCCCCGAUAGUCCAAAGUUCGAGCCAAUCAGAAACCAAGGCAGGCCCAUGAGCUUUUUGAAAGCGCUUGGCGAGAGCAUUCUUGGCUCGAAGACGACCAACAAGAGGCCAAACUCUCUGCUCUGCGAGUACGCCGAACCGUCCGACGCUACGGCUCACCUUUACUCGGAACUACCUGAACCCCAAACCUCGACUCCGGCCAGCAAGAUGGCGAACAGGCCGCUGCCCACCAAACCCGACCAGGAUUCCGUCAACGCGGCGAGAGCAUAACGACGCCCUUCGUCGAUUGUCUGUGAUAUAAACUGUUUACGCUAGGAGAACGAAAACUGAGCCAAUCGUUCUCCAGUUUCUUCCUAAUCGUUCGUAGGUGACGAUGUUCGCGAAUGGUGAUCGCGUGAGUGCUCCGGAAGCUCCGAUGCGAAGAGACGCUGAGCGGACUGAGAUACGAGUUUGUUACGGGACUAUUUUAAGGUUUGUAAAAAGAUAAAGACAUUUAACGUGGAGGAUCAACGGGGAUGUACCAUUCUCCGUGUGAGUAGAGUGCAGUAGUGCGCGUCUAAAUGAGAGAAAUCGGGUGGUUCUCCAUUACUAGGUCGCGGGUUCAUUCCAGAAUUUGGUGUCGAGUGAGAUACAUCAAAAGUGGGAGGAAUCACGAGUACAUGUCUUCAGGUGCUCGGUUAGCGAACUUCGAAGCGGUGCCGAUGCCAGCAACACAGUUAUUUGUGCAUUUAUGAGGUUUUCUUGGUAAAAAGAAAUCGAUACAUGGGCUCAUCUGAGCUAUUUUUAAUUGUAUCUAAUAGAAAGUUUAUUAAAGAGUAUUCUGAUGUUUGAUCGAAAACAUUGCGAGUGAAAAGCGCUGCACCGCUUUAAAGUUCGAUGUCAGGAAGAACAUUAAUUUUAGCAGGGAUGAUUCUUUCGCAAUUUUCCGGGGUGAAAUUUUCUCAUUUAACCGAGCACUGCUGCAGCUAAUCGUCCGACGAAGAGCAACGAAAGACGAGUUUUAUUUAAACGACUGGCCCCGAAACCGCGAAUGUAUCAUAGAUUUCUAUAUAUUUGCUUCGUCAGGUAUUAUUAAAGGAGUAUUUCACAUC
Molecule: messenger RNA, 5516 nt
Organism: Hylaeus anthracinus
Lineage: Eukaryota; Metazoa; Arthropoda; Insecta; Hymenoptera; Colletidae
Exons: 5
Coding region: 2008-4695 (895 amino acids)
Source: RefSeq, a predicted model, not a curated record